AUGGCCUUGGUGGAGUUGAUGGGAAGGAAGAGGAGGCGCAAGGAGGAGUGCAAGCGCAUGAGAGGGUUUGGAAAGAAGGGAGAGAAGAACGUGCAAGGCAAAGAGAGCAGCGGGAAAAGAAGUGAAGCCUCGGGUGGGGAAGCAGCAGGAAAAGAAGUGAAGGCUCGGCGGCGAGCAGCGGGGGGUGGAGAGCAGAGGAACGGGCACAGUGGCCAGGAGGGCAGCGGUGGAGUGCAUGGGCAGCAGGGGAGAGCAUGGGCAGCAGGGGAGUGCAUGGGCAGCAGGGGAGUGCAUGGGCAGCAGGGGAGUGCAUGGGCAGCAGGGGAGUGCAUGGGCAGCAGGGGAGUGCAUGGGCAGCAGGGGAGUGCAUGGGCAGCAGGGGAGUGCAUGGGCAGCAGGGGAGUGCAUGGGCAGCAGGGGAGUGCAUGGGCAGCAGGGGAGUGCAUGGGCAGCAGGGGAGUGCAUGGGGCAGCAGGGGAGUGCAUGGGCAGCAGGGGAGUGCAUGGGCAGCAGGGGAGUGCAUGGGCAGCAGGGGAGUGCAUGGGCAGCAGGGGAGUGCAUGGGCAGCAGGGGAGUGCAUGGGCAGCAGGGGAGUGCAUGGGCAGCAGGGGAGUGCAUGGGCAGCAGGGGAGUGCAUGGGCAGCAGGGGAGUGCAUGGGCAGCAGGGGAGUGCGUGGGCAGCAGGGGAGUGCAUGGGCAGCAGGGGAGUGCAUGGGCAGCAGGGGAGUGCAUGGGCAGCAGGGGAGUGCAUGGGCAGCAGGGGAGUGCAUGGGCAGCAGUGGAGUGCAUGGGCAGCAGUGGAGUGCAUGGGCAGCAGGGGAGUGCAUGGGCAGCAGGGGAGUGCAUGGGCAGCAGGGGAGUGCAUGGGCAGCAGGGGAGUGCAUGGGCAGCAGGGGAGUGCAUGGGCAGCAGGGGAGUGCAUGGGCAGCAGGGGAGUGCAUGGGCAGCAGGGGAGUGCAUGGGCAGCAGUGGAGUGCAUGGGCAGCAGGGGAGUGCAUGGGCAGCAGUGGAGUGCAUGGGCAGCAGGGGAGUGCAUGGGCAGCAGGGGAGUGCAUGGGCAGCAGGGGAGUGCAUGGGCAGCAGUGGAGUGCAUGGGCAGCAGUGGAGUGCAAGGGCAGCAGGGGAGUGCAAGGGCAGCGGUGGAGACAAUAG
Molecule: messenger RNA, 1152 nt
Organism: Closterium sp. Naga37s-1
Lineage: Eukaryota; Viridiplantae; Streptophyta; Zygnematophyceae; Desmidiales; Closteriaceae
Source: the annotation of a GenBank genome assembly